Messenger RNA from Odontomachus brunneus, 2482 nucleotides. RefSeq lists its product as uncharacterized. Lineage: Eukaryota; Metazoa; Arthropoda; Insecta; Hymenoptera; Formicidae. The record is from RefSeq and is a predicted model, not a curated record. The coding region runs from base 346 to 2337 and encodes 663 amino acids. The transcript has 7 exons.
ACAGACCAAGGGUUUGUUUUCUAUUGCUGCACUGCUGAACUAGUGCAAUAAGUUAAAAUGAGAUAAAUAUACUUUUUCUCACUCUAACUUAUUGCACCAGUUCAGCAGUGCAGCUGAAAAGAACAGAUCACAAGUGUCUGCACUAGUUCAGAGAGUUCAGCGAAAAAGACAGAGGGAACUGUUGCGCAGUGAAACAUAACCUCAAACCUCCGAGCAGGGCUCACGGAAGCUCGGCCACCAGCUCGGCGUCAACGUUAAUUGAUUGGACGAGGUUCCCGUGGCGGACGAAUUGUCCCGAGGCAUCUCCUAGGUGUGGUUUGUGCACGAUAGCUCGUUGAGCGAGCCAUGAUGAGUGCGUUUACACAGAGGCUGAGCCGGCUGCAAUGCACGUACUCGAUGUUGUCGAGGUUAUCGAAGAAGCGCGAUCAUCCGCAGCGGUUGGUCGCGCUGUCAGGCUGUAAGUCCAGCACCCUCGCGUCUUACUGGAAAGCCAUCGACACGGAUGACCGAAAUGAGCCGAUGACUCUUCCGGAACUGAUACAGGAGAACGUGUAUGCGCGUAACCUCUUCUUAAAUUCGACCAAGUACAAGAAGAGCAUCGCGCCGCAAAACACGGCGCACUCUCUCGUCACCAACGAAGAUGCCAAGGAGCUGUUGAGUCAGGACUGGUGCCAGAAGACCGACCGUGAACUGUUGUCCGGUGUCAAGAAGCUCAGCUACAACAUUCGCUACAACGACGAGAGAAUCGACUUGAGUCUGUACGAGAACGUCUUCGUCACGCUGCUUGACCGCCAGCAGAAGCUGAACAAUAAUGAGUUGAUGACGUUGAUAUCGCAACUGAUGCCGUUCCAGCCGCUCUACCAUCAGCACGUCUUCUAUAAGAAGUUUUGCCAUCAGCUGAACCACGAGUGCGUGAAGCGCUUCAUGAAUUCGUCGAUCGACAACAUGCUCGCGCUUUGCGACAUACUCUACGAAAUGACACACGCGCGUGAUUGCGUGUACAUCUGGCAUGCCAUCAAGAAAUUGGGAAGUAAGCCGCACAAACUGGAACCCCACCAUCUGAUUCAGGUUAUGUUCUUCCUCAACGUGUGCCGUAAGCCACCAAUCAACAUGUACGAAUUGGAGUAUCGCUUGGAGCAAUGCUUCGACGACUUGACCAUCAAUGAGAUAGGUAUAGCGGCAUUGGGCUUCUUCAAGACUGGCUCGCGGAUCAAAAGUAACAAACUCCUGAAUCGCAUCAUAACGGCAACCACAAAUAAUCUAGAUCACAUGGACAAUGUUAGUAUUGGAGCGAUCGCCAAGUUGAUACGGCACAGUAUGCAACUCACAGAAAUCAACACGAUCAAAAAGUUGGUAGAUAGAAUAACACCAAUAGAACCUCGGUUAACACUGAUGACAUUGAAUCAUAUCGCGCACGCCACCGCGAGGAUAGCGCUGUACCAUGAGGAGUUUCUGAAUAGGCUAAUUGAAAGGCUGAACAAUGAGUUAACGACCGCGAGGAUAAAGGACUUUGAGAGAUUUAUGUAUGUUUUCACCACUUUCAACAUUGACUCGAGCAAUAAGAUUUAUCAUAACAUGGUUGAAGAAUUGCGGUCUACAUGGUACACGAGAAGAGCGCACGAGAUGAAGGAGCAUCCACAUGUGAUUUCGCGUAUUUUAGGAUUUCUAACAUACGUGAAUGUAUACCCCACGGAUCUGAUCAAACAUAUCAUGAUGCCUGAACAGAUACACAAGUCGUGCCAUGGACAAUUCCAUUCUGUUUCGCGAGAAUAUCUCGUGUUGGAUUGCAGUCUUCAAGUGGAAGUGCCACAUUACGACGGGCAUCUUCUUCGACCUUAUGUGCGCGAUCAAAUGUUAAAGCAACAUUUCCUGAAUUUCCAAUCCGCGGAAUCGAGUCGAGCAAAUAUGUCCAUCACACGCGUACUGCAAACAUGCCAGGAAAUGUUCAAUAAUACGUCGGAUAUAGUGCUUGAUCGGCCGUUACCGCACUUUACGAUACCGGACAUUAUCUUUGUCCUGGACGAACAGAAUCGACUUUUACCCAUCAAGGAUCAUCUGUCCAAAUUCAAAAAGGGAGAGAUUAAAUGGAUACACAAGGAAGACCUAAAGAAUACUAGAUUGAUUGCGCUUAUAGUAGGAUACUAUGGUGUUGUAAUAAGGGACACAAGCUUACCCAUUGGAAUCUUAGCUGCAAAAAUAAGGCAGCUGGGCAAAAUUGGAUACACGCCGGCUAUGGUAUCACACAUCGAGUGGGAAAAUCGUAAAACGCAGGAAGAAAAGUAUGAUUAUAUAAGACAACUUCUAUUUCAAAAUAACACACCAGAAUCGAUCACGUAAUGAAGAUAUAAAAAUGUACAUAGAUUAUUCUCUAUAACGUAUUUUAUGUAAUUAUUCUAAUUAUAUAAAAUAUGUAAUUUGUUCUAAUAUUGUAAUAACAAAUUGGAACAACGUCAUAAUAAAUUGGAUCUGUUUAUAAAAGUAA